Molecule: messenger RNA, 2435 nt
Organism: Drosophila novamexicana
Lineage: Eukaryota; Metazoa; Arthropoda; Insecta; Diptera; Drosophilidae
Gene: mira
Product: myosin-11
Exons: 2
Coding region: 1-2376 (791 amino acids)
Source: RefSeq, a predicted model, not a curated record
AUGUCCUUUUCCAAAGCAAAAUUGAAGCGUUUCAACGAUGUGGAUGUCGUUUGCGGCUCUCCAGCUGCCAACUCCAAUUCAAACAGCUCGGCGGGCUCCACGGGCAGCGCCACGCCCACAGCCGCUGCCGGGCCACCGCCGCCGGAGCGCAAGGAGCAAAUCGAAAAGUUCUUCAAGGAUGCAGUACGCUUCGCCUCCAGCUCAAAGGAAGCCAAGGAGUUUGCCAUACCGAAGGAGGACAAGAAGUCCAAGGGCUUGCGGCUCUUUCGAACGCCCUCGCUGCCGCAACGUUUGCGCUUUCGCCCAGCGGCCAGUCAUACAGCAGAAGCUGCAUCUGGUAGUGGCGCCUCAACGGCUGCCUCCACGCCGCUGCACUCGGCGACAACGACGCCCGUGAAGGAGGCUAAGUCGGCGAAUCGGUUGAAGGGCAAGGAGGCACUGCAGCAGGAGAUACGUAACAAGAACGAACUAAUUGAGAGCUAUCUGAGCCAGCUGGACGUGGUGCGUCGUCAUGUGGACCAGCUGAAGGAGACGGAGCUAAAGAUGCGCGAGGAGCACGAGCAGACGGCAGCCAAGACCGAACAGCUGCUACAGGCAUUGGGCAGCGAAAAUCUGGGCCACAAGCAGCGCAACGAGCAGCUGAGCCUGGAGCAGACACAGCUGCUGGAACGCUACGGCCAACUGGAGCAACAGCUGCAGCAGCAGCGGGAACAGCAUGAGCGGCAAGUGGAGCGUCUACUGGCCGAAAACGAGGCCUACAAGCUGGCCAAUGAGCAGCUGCAGCAGGCCUGCGAGGAGCAGCAGACCACGCAACAGCAGCUCCAGGCACAGCUGGACGUGCUCCAAGCGCAGCUCAACGAGGCACGUGGCACAUGCAGCUCGGCACAGCAGCAAAACACGGAGCACUUGGAGCGCAUCGAGAGCUUGCAGUCCCAGAACGCAGAGCUGCUGUCGAAUGUGCAGCAGCUGAAGCUGCAAAUCGAACAGGAUGCUUUGGCCUAUGGCCAGGAGACGAAGAUCAGCCAAACGGAGCUGGAGUGCUUGCGUGUGGAGCGCAACACGCUGAAGAAUGAUUUGGCCAACAAGUGCACGCUGAUACGUUCGCUGCAGGACGAGCUGCUAGACAAAUCCUGUGAAAUCGAUGCACACUGCGAUACCAUACGCCAGCUGUGCCAGGAGCAGGCCAAGCAAGCCGAGCAGCAGCAGGCACAGCAGCAGGUGGAGAACGAGCUGGAGAGCGCUGUGGAGCGUGAGAAGUGCUAUUGGCGUGCCGAGCUGGACAAGCGCCAGAAGCUGGCCGAGAACGAGCUCAUCAAGAUCGAGCUGGAGAAACAGGAUGUGAUGGUAUUGCUGGAGACCACCAACGAUAUGCUGCGUCAGCGCGACGAGAAGCUACAGAAAUGCGAGGAGCAGCUGCGCAACGGCAUCGACUACUACAUCCAGCUAAGCGAUACGCUCCAACAGCAGCUGGUCCAGCUCAAGCAGGACAUGGCCAAGACCAUUACGGAGAAGUACAACUAUCAGCUAACACUUAACAACACACGCUCCACGGUCAACAUACUGAUGGAGCGCCUCAAGAAAUCCGAUGCCGAUGUGGAGCAAUACAAGUCCGAGCUGGAAUCGGUGCAGCUGGCCAAGGGCGCCCUAGAGCAGAGCUAUCUAACGCUGCAGGCUGAUGCGGCACAGCUGCGCCAACAGCUCACCGAAUCCCAGGCAGCUCUGGAGGCGCUGCGCAGCUCCUCACAGACACUACAGCAGGAGAUUGCUAACUCGUUCCAGGAGCGCAUCGACGGGGAUGCCCAGCUGGCCCACUACUGUGACAUGUACAGCGAUCUGAAGCGCAAGGAUGAGACGCGUGAGCUGUAUAUGGCGGACAUGAAGAAGGCCUUGGAUGAGUUUGCCACAGUGCUGCAAUUCGCCCAGCUGGAGCUGGACAACAAGGAGCAGCUGUUGCUCAAGGUGCGCGAGGAGUGCGAACAGCUCAAGCUGGAGAAUAUUGCGCUCAAGUCCAAACAACAGCCGACUGUGGCCAUAUUGACGCCCAGCAAGGCGAACAAACCGAAUACCACAGAUCUGGAGAAGAUUGAAGAUUUGCUCAUCGAUUCGGAGCUGCGUGCCGAAUGCGAUAAGAUCACCUCCUGGCUGCUCAACUCCUCCGAGAAGAACGUCCGCCAGGAUAAUAACAAUGAGCUCAGCGAGCUGCUCGCCUGUAAAUCGCCCAAGACGCGCACACCACGCACCCCCCACAGUCCACGCACGCCGCGCACACCCAAAUCGGCGGCCAGCACGCCCAAGAAAUCGCUGAUCUUUGCCAGCGGCAAGGAGAACGUCCCCAGUCCGCCGCAAAAGCAGGUGCUCAAGGCGCGGAAUAUGUAAUUGCAAACGACCAGAAACGAAAUUCAAACAAAAUUAGGCUAAAGUUUGUUCCAAUAAAU